Xyrichtys novacula (pearly razorfish) is the source of this 8563-nucleotide messenger RNA. The record is from the annotation of a GenBank genome assembly. NCBI's taxonomy places the organism in Eukaryota, Metazoa, Chordata, Actinopteri, Labriformes, Labridae.
GGUGAGAUAAUGAAAUGACAUACAGCCGUUAGACGUUUAUCAGAGUCAUGCGGAAGCACAAAGUUCACAUUAGUGUCGGAUAUACACAUAAAAAAGCUAACUUCAUUAAAAAAUAUGAUUUCUAUUUGUUACAUUGCGUUUGUUUUUAACGGACACGAAGAUAACCGAGGACGACAACGAGUCACGAAACUGAAAGUGAAACUAAAGUUUAGCAUUUAGCCUGAAAGAAGAGUGUGGACUGUCAGGAGGCGCCGAACACGGUGAGUCUAUCAUAACUGCUAAAAACAGCCUGAUAUUCAUGUCAGGGAUUAAUUCAGCUGCAUGUCGACAGCAGAAAAGACAGAAAAGAGCGGUUAUGAAGCUGUUUUAGUAGUUGUUAGCUUGCAGCAGAGAGCUAGUUCACAUUUAACGAAAGUACAAAAACAACCAACCAGUGAGUUAAGAAAAGACCUUAAAACCUUAGUUAUUCAUAUUAUUUUCGUUGCAUGUUGUACCAAAUAUAAGUUGAAGAUGUCGAGAAGUGUUUUUGUGUCAGAUUACCACCAGAGAUGUCUGAAAAAUGUAUGUUUUUAGCAGUAGGCCUAUAGGGGAGACUGGGGUAAGUUGAGCCACCUCCUGUUUCUUGGAAAUGGUCAAAGAAAUUGAUCAUGUGACCAAAUAUUUAGGAGAUGGGCAACAAUUCAUGGAGUCUGUGGAGUCCACCAUUUUAGCUUAGAGGACUAAUAAAGUCAUAUUAAGUAUGAUCUGAUUGUUAAACAGUGUUUUUGGUAAUAAUAUAUAUUAGUCAUUAUAAAUAUUUACCAAUUUAUCAGCGUCCCCUGAUUUCAUGUCAACCCUGUUACCCUAACUAAAAAUGAUAUUGGUACAGUCCAGAUUUGAGGGGGUAAGUUGACCAUAGAAGACCAUGCUAUAUUAUCAAGACAGUUCUGUUUACACUCAUUCUGUUGGUUUGCAGGGAUGAACUAUGUUAUUCAGCUCUUUUGUUCCGAUAAAUAAUAAAUAUUAAGAACACAAUAAAACUGUUACAUGCAACAAGAAACUUUUUGUUGUCUAAAUAACGGCGAAAUAAAUAUGACACAAUAACACCAAGGUUUAUAACAUGAAUAUUUGUCGUUCCAGGUCUUCAAAAAGUCUCUUGCAGUUUGAAAAUCCCACAAGAGAAAAUGAGGGAAGAAACAGCAUGUGGACUGAUCAUCCUCCUCUUGGAUGCAGGGUUGUGUUUGUGGCUGUGGGUCAGUCUCAUGCUGCUGGAGUGCCCCAGCUGUGGUGGACUCGGGGGCGUUUGGGCUUUCGGUGCAUGUAAAUGGAUAAUCCUCAGUUUUUUCGCCUCUAUGUUGACUAAUAAAAAACCAACAGCCGUGCUGCGCAGGUUUGUGGUCCUCCUCUGCCUUUUCUCUCCUGUGUUUGAAAGUGGACGAAUCCUGAUGGCUCCCCCCUCGGCGCCUUACAUCGUGCCGUCUUCUGACCUCGGCAUGCUGCUCCUGGGCCCUGUGGCCUCAUUGCUGGUUUGUGUGAUUUGGGAAAAAGGUCUCUGUGGUGACGGGAAGACGGGGAAGGAAAAAGUAGAUACCAGACAGCUGCUCAUGAGGGUGCUGAAAUACUUCAGAGCAGACACCCUUUACCUGAUCGCAGCUUUCAGCUCCCUCAUCCUGGGCGUCUACUGUAAGUGUAAAAACCUUCAGGACAUUUUGAUUAAAGCAACACUCUACAUCCUGAAAUUACAAUUAUACAUAUCUUUUUAGAUUCCUGUUUUUCAGUUUCGUUUCUCUUUUCUACCAGGUGAUACAUACAUCCCGUUGUAUCAGGGGAAGGUUAUCGACAUGCUCAAAGGUCCAGUGCUGCUAUCCAGUUUCGGUUAUACCAUCGGGCAGCUGACACUUUUCUCCCUGGGAAGGUAAUUUAAAGAAACGAACCAAUCAGUUCUUCAGCAAGAAUAGAGUGACUUCAUCGGCUAAACGUUCAUUUGUGACAUUUUUGUUUGUCUUCCCUCUCGCAGCGCUCUGUUCUCUGGCUUAAGAGGAGGAAUGUUUAAAAUCAGCCUGGCGAGGCUGAACAAGAGACUGCAGCAUCUGCUGUUUCACACCCUUCUGCAGCAAGACGUGCACUUCUUUGACGAGAACAACCCUGGUGAGAGUUAUCGUAGUGAACACGUGAUACGAUACACCAGGUUCUCAGCGACUGUAAGGGUCAAAAAUGAUGUUUACGUGCAGAACUGAAUAACACAAAACUAGUUUCAAGGCAAAGACAGAACAACUAGGCUUCAAAUAAACAGUUUGACCCUGAUGGCAUGGCUCUAUUAAGGCUGAACAAUAUAUACAGGUUUAGGAGCAACACCUGCUGCCAUCUAGAAAGCAAAGAGGAGGAAGAAAUUUACUAAAUCUGUUGAAAAUUUAACUUUUAAAAAGUUUCUUGUGGCAUCAGGGAGCUGGAAACAUUGUUGUAAAAGGCUCACAGUGUAUCAGAACAGUCUCAAAUAUCAACAUCUAAAUAUAUACGCAGAAAAUAGGAACAACGUGACUGUCCUCAGUCAGCUGUAAUGAAACUUAAAGAGGCUCAGUGACCUCUUGACUCUCCUGGUCUUUGUCUUUUAGGCCGUCUGUCCUCCCGUCUGUACUCUGAUGUGGAUCGGAUGGGUCGGACUGUGGCGCUGAACGCCAACGCCAUGGUCCGCAGCACUGUUAAAACCGUCCUCAUGCUGAAUGUGCUGGUGCAGCUGUCCUGGGAGCUCACUGUGCUCACCUGCAUCGAGAUGCCACUGCUGGCCAUGAUGCAGAAAAAAUACAUCACCUUGUCAAAGGUAGGCCUGAUGAAACUGGUUCUCGGUUAUUUUGAGUAUUGUCAGUUUUUCUGGGGAUUUUGGAAAAAUGGGCAACAGACCAGAAACAGAAUAAAAAAAAAAGCUGCCUUACAGUCAGUACUUUCAGCGACCAGCAAGGGGCGCCCUAGGGCUGAAAGUUGCUGAAACCAAUUCAGCAUGAGGAUUUCAGGGAGUCCUGAUGAUGGUUUGAUGUUGCUGCUGCUCUCCUGCAGCACUUCCUCUCUGAAUUAGUCUGUUUUCUAUCAACCAGGAGCUGAAGGAACAGAUCCAGGAGUGCCAGGCUCAGAACCAAGACCUGGCUGUCCAGACGUUCAGUAAGAUCCAGACGGUGCGCAGCUUCAAGGCGGAAAAAGAUGAACUGAGGAGGUACAAUGGGGCUGUGGAACAAAUGUCUGCAGUGAAGUAUCGGUCGAGGGUCUACAGCUCAGCCUUCACCCUAAUCCGGAGGGUAAGACGCAGCAGCAGCAGCAGCAGCAGCAGCGCUCACUCACUGAUAAACAGGCUGAUUUAUACGAAGAGUAGAAGCUCGUGUGGACGUCUAAUCCCUGUCUUCACCCUCUGUUCAUGCAGCUUGUGAGUCUUGGGAUUAAAGUCCUCAUGCUGGUCCAGGCCCGCAGUCUCAUCUCUUCAGGUCACCUCAGCAUUGGUGGUUUUGUGUCUUUUCUCUUGUACCAGAAGCCCAUGUCGUACAAUCUAAAGGUGAGCUGAUUCUCUAAUAUCACGUGUUUAGCUCUGAACUGAUCAUUUCUGUUGAUGCAGAUUAUUCGUAUUUUACCAGGAGAUCAUGUACUCUUACGGAGAGACGGUCUCCACAGUGGGAGUCAUCGCCAAAGUGUUCAGUUAUCUGGACAGAACACCGAAGUGGAAGAAGGCGGGAGAUUUGGCUCCUGAGAAUCUGGAGGGGAGAGUUGUUUUCCAAAACGUCUCCUUCACAUACCCCUCAGCUUCCCAGGAGAAACCCGCUCUGAAGGUAAAUGUGUCUCAGACCGGAGGGAGCCGUUUCACACCAUGUUCUGAAAAGAGUUAAUCUUUAACCGGGAGUCAGACGUAUGUUUCACUCAUCAUUAACAUGUCCUGUACAGUCAGUGUCUCUGGAACUGAAGCCCGGAAAGAUGACUGCGCUGGUUGGACCGUCCGGCAGUGGGAAGACCUCCUGUGUCAACCUCCUGAAGAGGCUCUAUGAACCAGAAGAGGGCGAGAUCCUGCUGGAUGGAAAACCGCUGCAUCAUUAUGAUCACAAAUAUCUCCAUAAGAAGGUAGAGCCGACACUCUGAGCUGGAUUAAAUCAAGACGGGCUUUUGUGGAAACUUGGUUCUCACUUAGGCUCUCCUCACAAGAGGAGUUUUCACAUCGUAUUGUCCACGCAAAAUCCUGUAGUACAUACGCCCGGCCUAAAGGUGACACUGUGAAAUUGCCACAAAGCACCAUAAACAGAGAAUGCGUAUACAUACAUGCUGUGUGUGUGACCACGUGGGUUGGGGGGCGGGGAGGAGGAGGGGUGCUAUGAGGUCACCGUAUUUUCUGGACUUAUCUAUUUACACCAACUACAGCAUGAAGACGAAUAUUCAGAUAUCCACCUCCAGACCCGUUUUCAAAAAAGAUGCGGAGUCACGGAUAAAUACGCGUCUCCGUGUGUCAAAAUCACCAGAUUGAUAGUUUAUUUUACCGGUGUCUUACAAAUUCGUAUUUGUGUAAAGACCACCUUAGUCAUUACCACCCAUAGUCCUUUUAUUGCAGUGGUUCUCAACUGGUCUCACUCUGGGACCCACAUUUUCCCAUGGUCCUGAAGUCACGACCCACUUUCAUAGAAUUCAAACCAAGAAAAUUAAUUUUUUAUUAAUAAAACCUUUAAAGACUUGAAUCUUUAACACAAAUAAAUCUGUUUUAUUGAGUAAAGUGCAUGUCAGAGCACGUGAACUGAGGACGACAACUACUGAAGAUGCAUACACAGAAAAUAUCGAAUCUCAAAUUGCACAAAAUCACUGCAUUCAGGCUACAAUAAUAAGAAACCGAGGAGGACCAAGACAUAACUCAUUCCUAUCAAAAUAAGCUGUUUUUCAAAAUAAAAGACAUCAGAUGUGCACGAAAUAUUUACUUUUUUGACCAGCUGUUCGUGACCCAUCCAGAACGUGUCCGUGACCCACUUUUGGGUCGGAACCCACCAGUUGGGAACCACUGCUUUACUGCGUGUCCGUCCCCUUUGAUUGCUUGAUGCAGAGAUCUCCACUACAGUCAUGUCAGAGUCAGCCUGAAGAAGAGCACAUCCGUCGAGUGUCAGAUAACAGCUUUGUCCCUUUUAAUGAUUCUUUUAUCCCUUAUCGGAUAAUAUGAAUAUGUAGAAAUGUACAAGAUAUUUUCCAUCAAACAUGCACUCAGUAACGUCUGCUUGUUUACAUGUUUUCUUCACUUCUUUUCAGGUGACCUCGGUUGCCCAGAAUCCUGUGCUGUUCUCUGGUUCUCUGAAAUAUAACAUUGAGUACGGCCUGGAGGACUGCAGCUUAGAGAGGGUGAAAGAAGCUGCAAAGAAAGCUAACGCUGACAAAUUUAUCUCUGACCUGGGGGAUGAAUACGACACAGGUACAGAGGCAUUCAGAUACUUAGACACACAUUAGAGAUCAGAGAUGAAUCAUUGCACUAAAACGUAGAUUUUUAGCAGUAUAGUACAGAGUUUUUGUUUCAGUAUAGUUUUAGUGUUCCUGAACAGUUUAGUGUGAACUGUGAGGGCAGUUUUUGUUAAGACGCCGCAGCGAUGUCUUGUUUUAUUACUCUAAUAAUCUGUAUCCGUUUGUUUGUUCCGUUCAGAUAUCGGGGAAUGUGGCGGCAGACUCGCAGGCGGCGAGCGGCAGGCCAUCGCCAUCAUCAGAGCUCUGGUUCGGGACCCUCAGGUCAUCAUCCUGGACGAGGCCACCAGCAAACUGGACGUCGAAGUGCAGCACACUGUAAGUAAACCGUUGAUAUCUUAUCUAGAAUACAUGCUCAGUGAUGAUUAUUUGACUGCAACAUGCACUUAGUCAUUUUAACAACUCAACCAAAUAACGGCUCCACUCCACUCAGGCUUGAAGAUAUCUGAUUGUUGCAGGUACAGAGACAGGAGAGUGGACAGCAGGUUAUCAGAGCAAAUAUGUCAUAGAGUGAAAUAUGUCCUAAUUGUGCAGUAACGUUCGUGACGCAGCUGGUUGUGUUUACAAACCCAAAUCAAAACUCAAAUGAAGCCUCCAGGCUUACUCUGAACCAGGUUUGACCUGAUCUAAACCCUCAGCUGAAGCUCAUGUAUGACCUCCACGAGGACGGGCUUGUCCUCGCAUGUCUGUGCUAAAAAAUCUUAUUUCCUGGCCUGGAAACUUGUUCUCUGUAAGAAGUGUUUGAACUAUUAAUCAUGAAGUCUGACACUCAGUGGUAAAAAUGUGCGAUCUUUGAGUUCAUCAGGACGAUUUAACAACUACUUUUUCAGGGUUGACAUUAAAUCGAGAUAAUUGACUGACAACUUAAAGAGUUUAAGCAGAAAAUCCAAGAGUUUUUUUUUAAGUGUUAAAAGCAGCCAGAACAGAACAAUAAAAAUAAAGGACAGUCUGUAGAGCAGGGGUGCAGGUUUGAGGCAAGUUUGGACAAUCUUAUCUUGAACAAAAAAAACAAACUUCCAGCAAAACCAUCGUGCAAGAGGAAGGAAAGUAGUUGAAGAAGAUUUGUCAGGUAGAACAAGAAAUUUGAAGACAUAAUCUGGACUUCCUUCAAAAUAACAAGCAGAUGUAAAGGUAGUGAAAGUAUUUGAAAGCUGCACUGAGGAGAUCUCUGCACACUGGUUGCUCUAGUUGUGUUUUUUUUCACUGUGGGGUUUUUGCGCCUCAGGUUCUGCAGGAGGUUCUGUCUUGCGGUCGGACCGUCCUGGUCGUGGCUCAUCAGCUGAAGACGGUGGAGAAAGCCGAUCACAUCAUCUAUAUGGAGAAAGGAGAAGUGGUGGAGGAGGGGACGCACGAAGAACUGAUGGCGAAAAGAGGACGGUAUCAUCGUCUGAAGGAGGAGCUGUUCUCUCAGGAUCAAUGAAUCCAGUUUUAGUGUUUACAGCGUUACUGAAUGAGCACGAUCGUGUUUGAAUAGGAAAACACUCCCAGUGACCUUACCUUCCAGGUUGUCAGGACAAAAUUCAUCCUGUGUAUCAAGGAGGAGAGGAUUGUGUAUGAAGGUGAACUUCUUUAAAAAGUUAUACAAGAACUUUUAGAGUGAGUUUUAAUCAUUUGCGCUACAGCGAACAGAGGGCUGUGACUUACUCCAACACAGAGCGUCAAAACUGUCAAUACCUCUCAGAGUUAGCAGCUGUCAGAGCAGCUUUACUGGUCAUAUCAUAGCAACUGCAAAAUCACUCAGUGUACAAAGACUGGUUGUGGUAAAUAUUGAGGAUGUUUAAUAUUACUUACAUUAAUGGCCUUAUUCUAAUUUAAAUAUUAACUCUCCGCCAUAUGCUCUUGAUCAUUUUUUGUAUUUUUAUCCAGGGGGAGAAUCAGCAUUUAUCCUUGGGUUCUCCUCUUUGUUAUCUGUGAUCUUCACCCCCUAAAAACUCCAAACUUGACCAGAUAAUCCAGAGGGGACUCAGUAAAUCUAAGGGAGGAUUCAGGGACCAUGAUUUCCAAAAAGGAAACUCAAACUUUGAUUCUUCUGACCAGCACCUCUGGAUCACACCUACACAUGGUUUCCUCGUGAAUUAAUUAAAAAUGGUUUUGGUUUUUAUAUCUGUUCUACUUUUGUUCAUGAUGUUUAUGUAGUCACAUUGAACAGGUAAGUAGCAGGUCACCUGGAUGUGUGGAUUUCAGCCACCUGCUACCUUUUACGGUGUGGAGAGAGGGUGAACUUACUGAUCGCUUUACACUGUUGAUCACUUUAAAAUUUUGUGCACAAUACCACGAGUUGAUGACCUUUUUAUUAAUAAAUUGUUUAAAUUUUUAAAAUCAUAUUCAGUGAGUUUUUUUUCCUCCUUUUUUUGCGCUUUAUGGAGGCACAAGGUCCUACCUCUGCGACUCUGUCCCGUGUGAUAUAGCGACUGUGGUUUUGAGAAGCGAUUUUGAGGCGAUGCGGUGAAUUCCACUACAGAGUCACAGCUGUUUUUUAAUGCUAUGCCACCUGAAGGCCUGAAAAUUGUAGCCUCUCUGUUUUGAUUUUCAGCUUUGGUGAUUUCCCCUGCAUUACACAACCUUUUCGAUGUUUCAUUAUCUUUACUUUUUUUUUUAAAUGUGUUGAUCUCCUCAAAUUAUUCUUACUAAAACACAGUUGAAAUAGAUUUUAUUGUUUUUUUCCAAGAACAUAAACAACAAACAUGCGCUCUGAAUUCACAUUGAUAUCAAAAUACAAAAAAAUACAGCAUCAUCCAAAAUAAAAUGGCUUCGUGUGACUUAAGACUUUGCAGUAACUUUUUUCCCCAUCACCACUUUUCUUUAUUUAUUUAUUUAUUUUUUUUCCAUUGUGGCAUUUUUAUCUGCACCUUUUCUUUAUUUAUUUGCAGCGGUCUUCGGUUUCUUUUUCUUGCUUCAGUAACUUCUGUUGUGACUUUUUUUUAAUUUAUUUAUUUUAUCAGCAGUGGCAGUUCUCGGCCACCGUAUAAUUGAAACCUUACAAAUCGGUUUUCAUCUCUACGGAACACAACGUCCUAACUCCUGUUAUUGUGAUUGUAGAGUGAAUGGACUUCUGCCUCUUCAUAUGGAGGAUCUGUAUUCUUCUUUCAGCUUUUUGGAAACUCUAAAUAAAACAGAAACACAC